This is a messenger RNA of Hevea brasiliensis (rubber tree), 1378 nucleotides long. Its product is annotated as probable inactive shikimate kinase like 2, chloroplastic. The record is from RefSeq and is a predicted model, not a curated record. Bases 30 to 1244 code for a protein of 404 amino acids. The transcript is spliced from 8 exons. Lineage: Eukaryota; Viridiplantae; Streptophyta; Magnoliopsida; Malpighiales; Euphorbiaceae.
UUUCUUUUCCUUUUCCCGGACAAGUAAAUAUGCCCAAAUUGAGCAGCAUAUCCUCUAUCUGGCUUUCUAAAUACCGUUACAAAGACAUGGCUGCCACUGGUGCCGUCCCCAGAGUCAUCACACUUUUCGCUCUCUCCCAAAAACCCAUGAAAAUCCCGCAAUUCUCCAUCCAAACUCUUUCUCUUUCUACUUCUAAACCCAUCUUCACUUCCCUUACUAAUUUCUCUUUGUCCUGUCCUAGAUUUAAAUCAUACAAUGUCAGCCCCUGCAGCACAUAUUAUCGCCUCUCCUGCAACAGCAUCUCCGCGUUCACCACCAACUCCAAUUACGAGUUUUUUGAUGGAUCUUCAGAGGUGGAAUUGAGGUUACCGCUUGGAAGCCAAGAUUUUCAGAGUUCCAGAGAUAUAUUUGUGGAUGCAGAUGGUACCUUCUUAAUUGUCAGAAUACAACGCUCGGGGUCUCUCGCCACACUUAUAGAAACCAAUCAUCUGUUUGAGAAAGUAAAGCCCGCUGAAACAAUCUGGUUUAUAGAUGAUGAUCAGCUUGUUAUCAACUUGAAGAAGCAGGACCCUGAUUUGAAAUGGCCUGACAUUGUGGAGUCAUGGGAAUCCUUGACUGCAGGAGCUAUGCAGCUUCUCAAAGGGACAUCAAUCUACAUUGUUGGCAGCUCAACUGAAAUUAACCAAAAAGUGGCUCGAGAACUUGCAGUUGGUCUUGGGUAUACACCUCUUGAUACACAGGAGUUGCUAGAAACAUUUUUGAAGCAAAAGAUUGAUUCGUGGGUUCUUGCUGUAGGUUCUGACUGUCUAGCUGAGGCAGAAGGUGCUAUAUUAGAAAGCCUGAGUAGUCAUGUUCGUGCUGUUGUUUCAACAUUAGGAGGGAAGCAUGGAGCUGCUAAAAAGGCUGAUAAAUGGCGACAUCUUUAUGCGGGAUUUACUGUCUUGCUAUCACAAACUGAAGCCGUGGAUGAAGAUUUGGCAAAGGAGGAGACCAGAAGGUAUAUUCAAGAUGGUAGCCUAGCUUACAUGAAUGCAGAUGUGAUUGUUAAGGUCCAGGGUUGGGAUGCUGAUCAUGUGAAAAGUGUUGCUCAGGCAUCCCUGAGUGCCCUCAAACAGUUGAUUCUGUCAGACAAGAAGCUUCCAGGUAAGAAGAGCCUUUAUAUUAGGUUAGGAUGCCGUGGUGAUUGGCCAAACAUCAAGCCUCCAGGGUGGGAUACAUCAGCCCAAGGAGAUGCGACCUCAUAGCAUGCUACAGAAUUUAUCAUUACAUUGAGAGUAAUACUGUGUUUAGAUUGAGUGCAAUAUGGUUUAUUAAUGUAUUUUAUUAUACUGUACUGUAUUGUAUUAUAUGAUUUUUAUUAUUAAUAUGUUUGGAAAGA